GUUUGUGGAAUCCGGAGGUUGCCAGGAAUCGAAUUGUGAAAUUAACUGAUUUUCGGACUCCUCGCCGAAGCGAAUGGAGGGACACUCUGAACGUGCGAGCUGUCAAUGUUACACAAUGACCUGAAAUGAUCGGGAGAGACGACCGUAUCGUUGGUUCCUAAUACCGUCAGUGUUUCUUCAUCCUCCGACAAGAGAGGAAUUUUCUUUUUGUGUGAAUCUUGAAAAUUUAAUAAUAAAAGAUAACAAAAGGAGAGUGUUAAAAAUUAGUAACUCACAAAAAUAUAUACGGACAAACCUAUUGCUAAAAGAUGACAAAUAUUCCAUCGACUGUACUGGUGACGGGGGGUGCUGGUUAUAUCGGCUCACAUACUGUUGUGGAACUUCUUGGAGCAGGCUACCAGGUCGUGGUCCUUGAUAAUCUGAGCAAUGCUUAUAUAGCGCCUGGAAGCGAUAUGCCAGAAUCUCUGAACAGAGUCAACAGGAUCACCAAAAAAAAAGUAAUUUUUGAAAGAGCGGAUAUAACGAACAAAAGUGCAAUCACCAAAAUAUUUCAAAAGUUCGUAUUCCAAUUUGUCAUACACUUUGCUGCACUCAAGGCCGUUGGCGAAUCAUGGGAGAAACCUCUCGAAUAUUACAAGACGAAUGUUGAUGGCACGCUGAAUUUAUUAGAGGCAAUGAGGGAAAACAAUGUUAAAAAUUUAAUAUACUCAAGCAGCGCAACUGUUUACGGUGAUCCUGCAAAAUUGCCUAUCACUGAAGACAUGCCAACGGGGAAUUGCACAAAUCCCUAUGGAAGAACCAAAUACAUGGUCGAAGAAAUAUUCAAGGAUCUCUGCAGCUCGGAUAAGACGUGGUCUGUGAUUUCCCUGAGAUACUUUAAUCCAAUUGGGGCUCAUCCGUCAGGAGAAUUGGGAGAAGAUCCCAAUGGUAUUCCCAACAAUCUGAUGCCUUACAUAGCUCAGGUUGCUGUUGGAAAGAGAAGUUUGCUCAAGGUCUACGGCAAUGAUUACGACACGCCUGAUGGAACUGGCGUUCGAGAUUACAUUCACAUACAAGAUCUCGUUCUCGGGCACGUGAAAGCGAUGAAUUUCCAGAAAUCUCAAGGCGCGAAUGGCUUCAAUGCGAUAAAUUUGGGAACAGGAAAAGGACACUCGGUUUUCGAAAUGAUACACGCUUUUGAAAGAGCCUCAGGCAAAACGAUUCCGUACCGCAUAGUGGCCCGUCGUCCAGGCGAUGCUACUGCCACAUACGCGGACGCAAGUUUAGCGAAAAAAAAACUCAAUUGGACAGCCACGAAAACUCUGGACGAUAUGUGCAUCGAUACUUGGAAUUGGCAACGGAAAAAUCCUAAUGGCUUCAAACCUACAAUGAAGUGUACAUAAAUAAUUGUUAAUCUCAUAGUCAUUUAAAGGAUCUUAAAAAAAAAACAAAUUUCAAUGUGAAAAUUUAACUCUUUAAAUUUUGAAUCGAACUUGCUGAAAAAUAAUCAAAAUCAUAACCAUUGCUCGCGACCAAGAAGUCCGCAAGCCGAUGAAGAGAGGGGGCAGCACGAUGACGUCACAAUAGAACAAAUUUAACGCUUUGAUAAUCGAAAGCAAAAAAUAUUUCACCAAUAUCAUCGCAAUCACGAUUUUGGCUGACCGAUUUAGUUGCAACAAAAAGCAAUCGAAAGAUGAAAAUCGAAAAAAAAUCAAAACAACAAAUUAAGAUUUUCAAUUGAGCCAUUUCUUCGUGAAGAUGAUUUGAAAUCGUCGUGACGUCAGAAAACCGGCAUAUUCGCCUAUAGCAGAGUGCGGCACGCCGCCCAUUGGCUCUUUCUUUUUUCGUUUAAUAUAUACUUGGCGCCGAGACGCUGCCGCGUCUCUUGAUAAUGUUAAUGGAUAUAAGUAUAGUAUUCAGUGUCGUGGUACAUAUCAAAAGGAGUGAAAAAGCUCGAGGGUUGACGGGUGAGCUUUCGUUCGUCACCUCGACGACGACGAAUAAGACUCGGAGAAAGAGAAACGAGGCUUUGCUCCACUGUUCAAAAGAGUGUUGAAAGUAUCCCACGAGUACUUACGAUGCUUCACCACCAACGACACAUCUUUUGAGAUUCCAUGCCUCUGCUCCUUCAAUCCUCUUCGUACUUUCUGCUCUUUCCAACCCUUUACAACGUACCAACUCAAAUACGGUUUCACAAGUCAACAAUUUUCGCUCCGUUAUAAAUAUUUCUGUGCAAUCUUCCGCAAAUCUUUUUCCCCAAAAAUUCACAUGUACCUCUGGAACGAAACGAAAUUUUUGCAAGUCUUUCACUCGACGUAUUGUACUCACGCACGCAUGGGAAAAACAACGAAAUAACGAAA
Molecule: messenger RNA, 2339 nt
Organism: Venturia canescens
Lineage: Eukaryota; Metazoa; Arthropoda; Insecta; Hymenoptera; Ichneumonidae
Product: UDP-glucose 4-epimerase-like
Exons: 8
Coding region: 309-1382 (357 amino acids)
Biological process (GO): beta-D-galactose catabolic process via UDP-galactose, Leloir pathway
Cellular component (GO): cytosol
Molecular function (GO): UDP-glucose 4-epimerase activity
Source: RefSeq, a predicted model, not a curated record